GGUACAACGUUAAGAUUUUUGGUAGCUAAACUAAUUAAAACCCACCUGUCAAGAAUUUGAGUGUUCUCUCAAGGACCAAAAAACAACAGCUAAUGCCAAAGUCUUGAUUUUGCCAACCAUGUCAUUAUCUCCUUCAAUUUCUCUCUCUCUUUUUACCAUAUCUAGAAUCAUAACCGUCUCAAGGUCAUAAUUGUUCCACACUGCCUCAGUGCCUGUCACUCCCUAAUUUAUUCGUGCACUUCUUCUACUUUUUUCAAAUUCAAAAGCCUCCAUUUCCCUCUCCUGUCCCAAUUUCCUCUUGUCUACUGUUUUUUUUUCUUGAAAAGAGGAUAGAGCAUUUUCGUAACUGUCAAAAAAAAUAAAAAAAAAAUGUCCACACCAUUGACUAUGACCAGGCUUGUUAGAUGGAGAGUGAGGGACUGGGCGUCCUGUUUCUUGGCUUGCAGGUUUUCUUUAGAUGAUGAACAGGAAACGUUUCCCAAUUCAUCAUCUAAACUGCCAAUCAGAAACAUGGUUUUUGGCGUGAAAAAAGACAGUACUAGAGGUGGCAAUAAAAGAAACAAAAAAUUAUCGAAAAAAAAUAAAAAAUUCAGACAGGUAAAUCCUGGUUCAACACAGGCUACUGUUGACAGUAGUGUUUCAGUGCAAAAUUGUAAUAGCAGGGACUCAUGCCGGCCCCACUUGCAAGAUGAGGAAUACAUUGUUUUUUGUUUUGGAGAGGAUGGUGGUUUUGAUGUUGUGAAAGAAUGCAAGUCGCCAGAAACAUUUCUUCAUUUCACUGCUAAUAAUACAAGUCCAAGGUCUGUCAAUCGAAAGCUUCACUGUGUAGAGGUAGAGGUUUCAGAAACAGUUAGGAAGAGCAGCCAUCAGAGGAAGUCAAUUGUUGCAAAUGGACAUGAGACAGAGAUGACUCCUGUUAAAAACGAGGAGGAAGCAGCUGACAGCCAUUCGGGUCUAGACCCGCCUUGUAAUGCUAGAACAAGGUGGUGCCAUAUUGGAGAGAUUGACAAUUGCGGGACGGUAUCUGCUAAAUCUAGCGACUCAAAUCAAUCAGAUGGAAGCAGUACAGGAUCUUUUUCCUUUCCAGUAAUGCAUUGGGAGUUGAUAGGCAGUCCUGUGCAAAUGCCAAAAUCAGAGAGCCUUCAUGCAAGGAAGCACAAGGCCCCCUGUGCUCGUUUUCAAUGUUGUAGAUUCUGAAACUUGUCCUCCCUCUCUCUCUCAGUUUUUCUUCUUCUAGAUAUACUAGGUCUACAUUAAAUAAUUAUUAUUAAUUCUCGAUUUUCUUAAUCACAGUAGCUAUCAAUGCUUGCAUGCGAGGACUUGGUUCAUUUGUAUUUGAUUAAGUAUUUGGUGAGGUUUUUGUAAGCACCAAAGUUGAGGAUCAACUAGAGUUUCCCAUCUAAUUGUGAGGAAGUUGAAGGUUAUUGCAAGCCUUUGACAGAAGCAUAAAGACAGGAACAUAAAUAAUGCUAUAGAGAUAGAACAUGAGAGAAUAAACAAAUGUUUUUCUUAUUAAACAUAUAAUUUUAAUUGGAUUCGACUAUAAUAGCAUGGAUUGGUUUUUGGGACCUUGAA
Populus trichocarpa (black cottonwood) is the source of this 1575-nucleotide messenger RNA. RefSeq names its product protein BREAKING OF ASYMMETRY IN THE STOMATAL LINEAGE. Gene Ontology annotation, biological process: regulation of asymmetric cell division. Lineage: Eukaryota; Viridiplantae; Streptophyta; Magnoliopsida; Malpighiales; Salicaceae. Bases 370 to 1197 code for a protein of 275 amino acids. The transcript is spliced from 5 exons. The record is from RefSeq and is a predicted model, not a curated record.